ACCGUCAUUCGCAGCCUGCUUCUCGGUAAGCGACACCCCUUUUUCUCGGUGUCGUCCAACUGAGCCACAACACGUCGACUUUAUCUCAGCAGUGGCUUUCGCCGACGCUUAGAUUUAAGGCCGGUGAGUCGGUGAAUAGGGAGUUUCAGCGGGGAGCAACAUGCGCUCCUUAGUGGGUCUUGGUGCCAUUGUGGCGGCGGCGAGCUUCUACCUCUACCUGCUGUCCACGCAUCUUCCCCCGGGACCGAAGCUGGUCCAGCCGGCCUCCGAGGGGGAAGACGAGGCAGUCCAGGAGCAGGAGUUCAGGCUGAAGUUCCCUUCAGACCUGGACGAGCUGCGGGAUCUGGCAGAGAUGCUCAAGUAUUACAAAAGAGAACACCAUGGCUACGUCCUGCUGCUUUUCUGUAGCGCCUACCUGUACAAACAGUCCUUCGCCAUACCUGGCUCCUCCUUUCUGAACAUGCUGGCCGGUGCCAUAUUCGGGCCCUGGGAGGGUCUGGUGUUGGCCUGCAUGCUCACCACGUCAGGCUCCACAUUCUGCUUCCUGUUAUCUUCAGCAUUUGGGAAGCAGCAUGUGGUUCAGUUCUUCCCUGAGAAGGUGGCCCUGCUCCAGAGGAAGGUUGAGGAGAAUCGUAGCAGUUUAUUCUUCUUCCUUCUUUUCCUUCGUUUCUUCCCUAUGACUCCUAACUGGUUCCUUAACAUCACCUGUCCUGUCCUCAACAUCCCUAUGCCCAUUUUCUUCUUCUCCGUGCUGAUAGGUUUGAUCCCCUACAACUUCAUCUGUGUUCGCACCGGGUCCAUCCUCUCACAGAUCCACUCCCUGGAUGACAUCUUCUCCUGGGGGACGCUGGCUCAGCUCCUGGCCAUCGCGCUCAUGGCUCUCGUGCCCGGAGCGCUAAUCAAAUACUACGGCAAAUCUCACCUCAAGGUGGAAGGCAUGGAGAGCAACGGAACCAGUCAGGUGGAGGUCAAGAAGGAUCGAAAGAGACGAUGAUUGUGGACCUAAAUGACACUUCGUGACAGAAGAACUGAGCAGGGAAAUAAUUCCUCGCUGGUAGGAAUGUGACCUUUAUCCGCACCAUCUUUGAUAUUUCUGUGAGGUCACACCAGAGGCUCCUCUGAUCAUGGUACACUACAUUUAAAAAAACCCAGCUUCCCAAAGAACUCUCACUGUUAGUACUAAGGUUUAGCUUUCAGAAAUGCCUUGGGCUACCUUAAAAGUCACUGAGAUUGAAUGGUUGUUUUAGAAAGGGCUGAAUAUUUCACAUCCUGGGAAAUACUGUCAUUAGUUUUUGUAUUUCAGCAGUUUUAAUCAAACUGAAUUUAUAUGAGAUCGUUAUUCAUGCACAAUACAGCUGCAACUAAUAAUCCUUUUCAUUAUUUAUCUGCACAAUAUUUAAUUAACUGAUUCAGUGUUUUACCUAAAAAUCUGUAUCCUGAGACUCAAAAUGGUGGAAGUCAGUUGCUCGUUUCCUUUGACCAGUGCUCCAAAAUUUACAAAUGUUCAGAUUAUAAUGAUUGAUGAUUACUUGAAAAAUCACUUAAAGGUUACUUCAGCAAUCACUAUGAUGCUUGAAUAACUUUUCUUUUGACUUCCCAUGUUUAAUUACCCCCAAAACACUGAUUCUGUUUAGAAUAACCCUGAAAUAGAUCCGCAAACGCAGUGUAAAUGUAAUUUCCUGAGUCUCAGUGAUUCAUUUUGUCAUAGUUUCCAUUUCAGGUUUCAACCGAAGGCUGCCUAUUGAGCAACAGCAUUUUAGUUUUUGAUGUGUUGUGUAUUUCUCAGGUGCAAGUUGUGCCUCUUAUUUGUAAUGUUUUCAUUGUAACGUAUUAUCUUUUAUUUUUCCCAGUGCUACGAUCGACUGCUUUGACUGCAUUUUUUGAAUUGGAGUUUGUGUUCAGGGAGCUACCAUAAGAGUCAUCAACAUAAAGCUUUAAAAGUAAUUGACAGUAACCUGCAGGAUACGUCCGUCCAGGCUUUAACACACCGAUUUGCUACUGAUUUUAUACUUCACUCUGCUGUGUGCGGAGACCAGCUUUCCUCUCCCUGCAUAUGUUUACGGAGUUAACUCAGUUAAUGGAGAAAAUGGAAUUUGAGUGUGUUUAGUUUUAGACAUCUGUCUUUUCUUAAAGCACUUACACAUGUGUCUUAAUGCAGCUGCUGCCUCAUACACUGAUGAGGGAGUGAGAGGUGUGAUCUUCUCACGAUGGUUUAACAAAGAAAAGAUGCACAUAAUUUGCAGCAUCAAAACACUGGAACAUGAAUUCAUUCACUUUUUAUUUAGACUUUGCUGUAUUGUUCAUACCCACACUCAGCAAGCACAAAUAUUCUUAUUAUAAGCAUCUGUAGAGGACAGAGAGAUUAAAUUGUCUUGCUUAAGAGCCUGUUUGUAAACUUCAAACGUGUGGCAUUAAUGCAGCGUUCAGGCCUGAUGAGAAGAUCACAUCAUGUGCUCCUGCUAAUAUGAGUAUAAUGUUGCACUUUUGGCAGCCUAUAGAAAAUAGUCUUAAAACAAACAAACAUGUGCAGCAACUAAAGAGUUUGCUCUGAUUUUAGGUGCAGCUGUAGCUCAGAGAGGGACUGUCUGCCACAGAUAUCCUUCACUGAGAAAAUAUAAAGCUUUUUUUAACAAAUCUGGAUAGUCUUCCGUGUAUUUAAUAGGCAAUUUGUGAUUGCCCUAACUUCAGGAUAGUCUUUUGUGUACACAAUAUAUAUAUUUCUGUGCUGUUUUUGAUAUCAAAUCUUAUAUUGUAAUACAGUUUCUGCUGUUUUUGUGAACCCUAACCAACCUAAAGUUUCAAAAAAAAAAAAAAAGUUUUAUCUGCUGCUUACUCAGUGACAGCUGGGCAUAAGGAGCUUUUGUAUCAGGACACUGCAAUAGUGAAUACAGUUUUUUGUGUAGUAUUUUUGUAUAAGUAUUUUGCUUUUAGUUUCAAAGGUGUGUGUGUGCGGGGAGGUGGAAGACAAAUUAUCAUCAUUUGACCAAAUAAAAGCUAAAACAAUUAUUACAUCAAUAUGUUUUGGAAAAACACAAGGAAAGUCUUUUUUAUGCAUUAUCAUGUUUUGCACAUUUAUGUGUAGAAAUAAUAAAAUCUAUAAUGACUCUUGAAACUGA
Messenger RNA from Mugil cephalus (flathead mullet), 3116 nucleotides. Its product is annotated as transmembrane protein 41A-B-like. NCBI's taxonomy places the organism in Eukaryota, Metazoa, Chordata, Actinopteri, Mugiliformes, Mugilidae. The coding region runs from base 161 to 994 and encodes 277 amino acids. The record is from RefSeq and is a predicted model, not a curated record. The transcript is spliced from 5 exons.